Molecule: messenger RNA, 1951 nt
Organism: Rubroshorea leprosula
Lineage: Eukaryota; Viridiplantae; Streptophyta; Magnoliopsida; Malvales; Dipterocarpaceae
Source: the annotation of a GenBank genome assembly
AUCAAAAAGCUAGCUUCCUUUCUCUUCUUAUUCACCAUGGUGAGAACUGAUAUAGAGAGUGUUUGGAUCCUUGCUCUUGCUUCCAAAUGCCGAGCUUUUACAGAGGAGAACACUGCAUGGUCGCUCUUGAUCAUAGCUGCAGCCUGGUUAGUGAUGACUCUAAUCUACUGGGCUCACCCCGGUGGUCCGGCUUGGGGAAAAUAUAGGCUCAAGAGGUUCCUCAUCGCAUCUAAGCCAAUUCCGGGUCCUAGGGGGUUGCCUCUAAUUGGCAGCAUGGAGCUCAUGGCUAGCUCCCUCGCGCACCACCGAAUCGCAGCUGCUGCUGAGACAUGCGGCGCCAAGAGACUCAUGGCGUUCAGUCUUGGCAAUACCCGCGCAAUUGUCACAUGUAAUCCGGAUGUGGCGCGGGAGAUCCUUAACAGCUCGGUUUUUGCUGAUCGUCCUGUAAAGGAGUCGGCCUACAGCUUGAUGUUCAAUAGAGCAAUUGGGUUCGCUCCUUAUGGUAUUUACUGGCGGACUCUUAGGAGAAUCGCCGCCAAUCACCUUUUCCACCCAAAGCAAAUCAAAAGCGCUGAGGUUCAGAGACAAGCUAUCGCAUCUCAAAUGGUGGACAUAUUUGGCGUCUACAGACAGAACUUCCGCGUUCGCGAUGUACUUAAACGUGGUUCGCUGAACAACAUGAUGUGUUCAAUAUUUGGACGGAAAUAUCGAUUGGACUCCACCGGUUGCAACAUUAAUGAAGUUGAAGAACUGAAGGCUCUGGUUGAUGAAGGAUACGACCUACUCGGGAAGCUAAACUGGUCGGACCACCUACAAUGGUUAGCAGAUUUCGACCCUCAAAAAAUCCGGUUUCGGUGCUCGAGACUCGUCCCCAAGGUGAACCGUUUCGUUACCCGAAUUAUCGCAGAACACAGAGCCGAUACAAGCGAGAAAACUCGAGAUUUCGUCGACGUUCUGCUGUCUCUUCAAGGCGCCGACAACUUGUCAGACUCGGACAUGAUCGCCGUUCUCUGGGAAAUGAUAUUCAGAGGGACUGAUACCGUGGCGGUUUUGAUCGAGUGGAUACUAGCGAGGCUGGUGCUUCAUCCUGAUAUUCAAUCGAGGGUCCAUGAUGAGCUUGAUAAAGUCGUGGGAAGAUCAAGGGCCGUUGAAGAGUCUGACAUCCCGGAGAUGGUGUAUCUACCGGCUGUCAUCAAGGAAGUUCUGAGGCUACACCCUCCGGGUCCACUCCUUUCAUGGGCCCGCUUAGCCAUCAAUGAUACCGACAUUGAUGGGCAUCACGUGCCUGCGGGGACCACAGCAAUGGUAAACAUGUGGGCCAUAACUAGGGACCCAGAUGUGUGGGCGGACCCCCUCGAAUUUAUGCCCGAAAGAUUUGUGAACAAGGAGGGCGACGUGGAGUUUUCUGUGCUGGGGUCGGAUCUUAAGCUGGCUCCUUUCGGGUCGGGUAGACGAACGUGUCCCGGCAAGAACUUGGCACUGACGACGGUCAGCUUUUGGGUGGCGUCGCUGUUGCACGAGUUUGAUUGGCUGCCGUCGGAUUCGAACUCGGUUGACUUAUCGGAGGUGUUAAGGCUGUCCUGUGAAAUGGCUAAUCCCCUGUCCGUCACAGUGCGGCCCAGGCGUGGAUUAGACUUGUCUAACUGUGGCAAGAGCAGUGCUUGGGGCACCCGCUUUUUGCACUCUCCGGCCAACACUUCCCCUUGCAUUGGGCCACGUAAGCUUCUUUAAAACUUUCAGGCGCAACUUCUGGGAACCAAAAUAACGUGGCCCAAUAAAAGAGAAAGUGUUGGCCGGAGAGUGCAGGAGACAAGUGCCCCUAGGCCCUAGCAUUGCUCAACUGUGGCAAUUAGUAAUAACAAUAAUAAUAAUAUAUGCGUGUGCAAUGCACAGGUUAAAUACUCAAUCUAGUCCCUCAACUUUUACUUUUGAAUCAAAACUAUUCUUAAAC